AUGUGGCCGCUGCUUUUAUUGAAUUUAGUGAAGUUGCAAGCGGCCCCCAAUGGAGAAUUCCAUCCCCGAGAAGAAACUGCAAAACUAUGGACGCAAACUGUCUGCGAAGAAACACCCGAGAACUCAAAAAACGCGGAAGAAAUCAAAAGCUGCUGCAAACAACCGAAGACGCGCAAGGGGACGUGGAACAUCAAACUAACUUUGCGUCCGCUGAUCAUGUUCCCUGGCGAGGAAUCGUACACAUAUCCCUACAGCCAUCGUUAUCUUAAGGACGUUUUCACAGUCGCACAGAAGAGCUCCAAUUCUAUUUUCAAAGAAACAAAAAGAAAGAAUCGCCGCAGAAAGAAACAAACUCCGAAAUCUGCUACGCUAAAGAACAUUUACGAGCUGCACAGAACUAACUUCGAGAGAAGCCAUCUGAUCUCAUCUGCUGCUGCCCAGCAAGGACCCCUUACUCAUGUUAUCAGCCGAAUCAAUCGAUGCGACAUCUUCCCUGUUAUUAUUGGGCCAGUUUCAUCGUACUCACUCAAUCGAGUGAUCCCUUUCACCUCCUUGUUUUUGGAUUUGCGAAUUAUUAGAGCGACUAACAUAUCCUUAAAUUAUACACAUGAGCGCGAAACAACGUGCGCUCUCCUGCAGGAGCUUCGGAAAAUUUCUCGAUUGAAGCAAAGCCUGACUAUUAACCACUCGAGUCAUUUCUCAAACUUGGCAUGA
Messenger RNA from Oikopleura dioica, 714 nucleotides. The record is from the annotation of a GenBank genome assembly. Lineage: Eukaryota; Metazoa; Chordata; Appendicularia; Copelata; Oikopleuridae.